Puntigrus tetrazona (Sumatra barb) is the source of this 1784-nucleotide messenger RNA. It is a transcript of the gene rbm41, whose product is annotated as RNA binding motif protein 41. The coding region runs from base 138 to 1400 and encodes 420 amino acids. The record is from RefSeq and is a predicted model, not a curated record. Gene Ontology annotation, cellular component: U12-type spliceosomal complex. Gene Ontology annotation, molecular function: pre-mRNA intronic binding; U12 snRNA binding. Gene Ontology annotation, biological process: mRNA splicing, via spliceosome. NCBI's taxonomy places the organism in Eukaryota, Metazoa, Chordata, Actinopteri, Cypriniformes, Cyprinidae. The transcript is spliced from 8 exons.
UCUACCGUUUUAAAUGACUGAGAUUUGCUAUUUGCAUAGCGGUGUCGUGCCUAACUUGAUUUUAAACUACAGCUCCCAUGACCCUUUCAGCCGAAGCGUUUUCCUGUUGAAACAGGAAGUGUGGUCAUAGUGUAAACAUGAAGCGUAUUACUCGUCAUGCCUGUGAUGAUGUGCCCAUCCCUGAAGAACAGGAGACAGAGGGCCAAAGACAACUACACAAUCUGCUGCUGCAGCAACUAGAUACAGAUGUAAACAUUGACCGGUGUGUCGCAAAGAAGAAAUGCUUUGCUCCGGCAGCAGUAUACAAGCCUUUUGGGGAACAGGCAGCUGGUGUGAGGAGUCUGUCCCAGUUCCAGGCUUUGCAGGAUGGGGAUCAGGAGCUGGCUGCUUUGAGAGAGCUGGGUCUUACAGAUGUUGAGAUAGAGCUAUGGAGAUGCAGAGAGCAACCAGAAAGCUCUUGGAAGGGCAGAGGGAUUUGUGUGACACCUGAGGUGAGGAAUGAGCGUCUGCAGGCCAUCCGGGAUAAAAUGGCAUCACACGCAGAGCUGCUGUCCAGACCACAGCGUUUCUCAAGCAGUCGGCCACUUUCCCGCAGGGAGAUGGAAAUCGAAAAGGCUCUUUUUCAAGGGAGCGACCGCUGCAGCUUCCUCACCGCCCUUUACCACAGAGAGGAAGAGUCACCAUCCGGCCACCAGGGGGCGACAUCCACCAGCGCGAUGGACUAUUUCUAUAAAGACUUUAUUGAAGAUCGCAACAAAAAUGUUGCUGGUUGCUUCCCUCAACCAAAAAUUGUCACUAACAUCCAGUGUGAAUCACCAAGCUCUGAAACAGUCCAAUCACAAACUCGCACAGAUUCCAGCCCGACCAAAGUCCAGCACAUAUUCACAGAACCAAGUCCUGCGUCAGACACUGUCAACCAACUUCAGCCUCAAGAAAAAAGCGUAAUACCUGUGAAAGUGGCAUUAAGCCAAUCCGUUGGCACACUAUGCGCAGCUUCUGCCCAAAACCAUGGCGGGCCUGUUACAAUGAGUGGAAGGAUAGUGGAAAUUUCAGAUGAAGAGAUACAGACCAACCGAGAGACUGAAGAGGGUAUACGGAAUAUUCCACGGUUUAAGAACUACCAGAGGGGAACGCCAUCUAAUGUUCUGUGUGUAAAGAACAUCAGUCCACGGGCAUCGCUGGCUCAGCUGGUUUCUCUCUUUUCAAGGUUUCAGAAUGACGACACACGGCCCAUUCUGUACCGCUUGCUGACUGGCCGACUCAAGGGCCAAGCUUUCAUUACAUUCUCUGAUAACAGAAGCGCCCAGGCAGCUCUAGACUUGUUAAAUGGCUACAAGCUGCUUGAUAAGCCGUUGAUCAUUGAGUUUGGCAAAGAGAGAAAUAAAGAAACACAUGACUGAUGGACCUUCUGUAGAUCCCAUCACCCCUUCAGUACAAAAAGAUAAAACAUCCUGUAACUAAUAAUAUGUCACCAUUUCUCCAUGACUGAAUACAAUACAUCAAAACGGCUUGCUAGAUGUCCUGAGCCAUGAAUGCAUUUCUAAAAAUUUAAUAAUAAAAGCCAUUAUUUUUUUUAAAAACACAUUCUAGAAUGAUUCUGCAAGACUGUACACUAGCUCUGCCAUUUGCUUGUCUAUAAGCUUUACCUCUACUUUUCUGAAAUAUAAACAAGGUUGUGCUCAAUGUCAAUGAACCCUACAUGUACAGGACUCACCAGUUACAUUUCAGUGUUUGCCGUUCUGUCUUUCCCACAUAGUUACACAUUAAAAUAAUGUUAAAAUCAA